Messenger RNA from Rhagoletis pomonella (apple maggot), 726 nucleotides. RefSeq lists its product as uncharacterized. The record is from RefSeq and is a predicted model, not a curated record. NCBI's taxonomy places the organism in Eukaryota, Metazoa, Arthropoda, Insecta, Diptera, Tephritidae. The transcript has 4 exons. The coding region runs from base 1 to 726 and encodes 241 amino acids.
AUGCUGGACUUUUUCCUUGGCAAUAAGGGCCUCGCGGAAGGCAAGUUCUCCGCGAUUCAUGGCCGGCAAGAAGCUUCCCGGAAAUGGGAAGAGCUAGCGAUGUUGCUAAAUAGCUCAAAUGGUGCCGAAAAAUCUGCAGCUCAGUGGCAAGUAGUUUGGCGCGAUUUGAAAAGCCGGACUUCCGUCAAGGCAAGAGAGCGCAGGAAGCAAAUGGCGGCAACAGGAAAUGCUCCAAUGUUAACAGCUCCGCUUUCUGAUUUAGAUCAGAAAGUUUUGAGCUUACUUGGUACAGAAUAUGUGGAAGGGAGUAGCCAAUGUGUGGAAAGUAUUCCGGAGGAAGAUAGUCUGCAAAUUUCUCUUGAGAACGGAGACGCAUCCGUGCUGGUUGAUUACCCUGUGGUUUCAAUAGCAGAAGCAGCUCCUAUUCCCGUCGAGGCUACUCAAUCGACAGGAACCAAAAAUGCUUCGACGUCCAGGCGAACUUCGACUUUGAAGCGAAAGUCCGUAAUGGAAAGUACACGGGAGAUUUUCGCUAAAGUAGCAAAGCAGCAGGCAGAUGCUAUGAUGAUGCAGACUGAAGCCGCCAAAGUGCAAGCUGAGUCAGCAAAACAGCACGUUGAAGCCAUGCUUCUACAAGCCCAGGCCUAUGUGCGCGUAGCAAACGCCUUGGAAGAUUUAACAAGUUCUGUUAAGCUGCUGGUUAAUAAUACUGUUCUCGAAUUUUGA